Miniopterus natalensis is the source of this 671-nucleotide messenger RNA. RefSeq names its product microsomal glutathione S-transferase 3 (gene MGST3). Gene Ontology annotation, cellular component: endoplasmic reticulum; nuclear envelope; membrane. Gene Ontology annotation, molecular function: glutathione transferase activity; glutathione peroxidase activity. Lineage: Eukaryota; Metazoa; Chordata; Mammalia; Chiroptera; Miniopteridae. The record is from RefSeq and is a predicted model, not a curated record.
AACGCCACUCACGCCCGAGGCCUUGGGCGCUGCACACACUCUACGCUGCACGGUUGCGGUCUGCACCAGCCCUUCGUGGGAGAUCCAGAGCCGAGAUGGCCGUCCUCUCCAAGGAGUAUGGGUUCGUGGUUCUGACCGGGGCCGCCAGCUUCAUCAUGGUGGCUCACCUGGCCAUCAACGUCUCCAAGGCCCGCAAGAAGUACAAGGUGGAGUAUCCCACCAUGUACAGCAUGGACCCUGAGAAUGGGCACCUCUUCAACUGCAUCCAGCGAGCCCACCAAAACACGUUAGAAGUGUACCCGCCUUUCUUAUUCUUCCUAGCUGUGGGAGGUGUGUACCACCCGAGAGUAGUUUCGGGCUUGGGCUUGGCCUGGAUUGUUGGACGAGUUCUCUAUGCCUAUGGCUACUACACAGGAGAACCCAGCAAGCGGAGCAGAGGAGCCCUGGGCUCCAUCGCCCUCCUUGGCUUGAUGGGCACAACUGUGUGCUCUGCCUUCCAGCAUCUGGGCUGGGUUAAGACUGGCUUGGGCAGUGGGUCCAAAUGCUGCCAUUAAGGAAUGCUGGCGUGUCUAGAAGCCCUCAUUCAUUUUGAAUGACUUACUUUUAUUUCCACUUACUUUUUUUUUCUUCUAAAUAUAAUAAAAUUUAUCUGGCAUCAGCCUCGUACAUAA